UUCAUACUCUUAAGAACCUUUUAUUUUUUGUUUGGCCUUAUGGAAGUGAAGGAAGAACCCAUUCACAUUCCAGCCGGAGAAGAAUGUUUACCAAACGGUGCCGGCACCGUUGUAAAAAAGCCUUCUCCCUCGUCUCCCGUAGUCAUCGAUAGCGAUUCGGAUUCGGACGAGGGGGAGAUUGAUGGUAAUUUCUCUAAGAUCAUAAGGAUGAGCGAGCUUGCUUUACCGGUGGCCGGGCUUCUUUAUCCUUCUCUGCCGUUAUUGUUACCGGAGCCAGAAGUGAUCGUUGAUCGGUCGGAAUCGAAUUUGAAGGUUGCGUCUCAGGGUUGUAAGCAGUUUUGGAAAGCAGGAGAUUAUGAGUUCGCUCCUUCUAGUGAUUGGACUUCUUCUGCUGGUGGCAUGGAUCACGUCAGGGUUCAUCCAAAGUUUCUUCAUUCAAAUGCAACCAGUCAUAAGUGGGCUCUUGGAGCUUUUGCUGAGCUAUUGGAUAAUGCAUUGGAUGAGGUCUGCAGUGGUGCUACAUAUGCAAAUAUUGAUAUGCUUACUAAUAAGAAAGAUGGGAGCAGAAUGUUGCUAAUCGAAGAUAAUGGUGGUGGGAUGAAUCCAGAUAAGAUGCGGCAUUGCAUGUCAUUGGGGUAUUCUGAGAAAAGCAAAUUAGCCAACACCAUUGGACAAUAUGGAAAUGGUUUUAAAACUAGUACAAUGAGGCUUGGUGCAGAUGUCAUUGUGUUUUCUCGUUGCCAGGGAAAUUCUGGAAAAAGCGUCACAAAGAGCGUUGGUCUUUUAUCUUACACAUUUUUGAGGAGCACAGGGAAGGAAGAUAUUGUAGUUCCCAUGCUUGAUUAUGAAAUGGAAGGAGAUGGAUGGAGCAAGAUGGUGCGAUCUUCUCUUAGCGAUUGGAACAAAAAUUUAGAGACCAUUGUUCAAUGGUCUCCAUUCUGUAGUGAAGGGGAGCUUCUUAAAAAGUUCUCUAUGAUAAAAGGUAAUGGAUCGCGAAUAUACAUAUACAACCUUUGGGAGGAUGAUCAAGGGCAGUUAGAGCUUGAUUUUGAUUAUGACCCACAUGAUAUUCAAAUUAGAGGGGUCAAUCGAGAUGAGAAGAGUAUACAGAUGGCUAAACAGUACCCCAAUUCCCGGCACUUCUUGACUUAUCGACACUCAUUGAGGAGUUAUGCAUCAAUAUUGUACUUAAGGCUUCCUCCUAGCUUUCGAAUUAUUCUUCGUGGAAAAGAUGUUGAGCAUCAUAAUAUUGUGAAUGAUAUGAUGUUAUCUGAGAAGAUUAAAUACAGGCCGCAACCUGGUGCUGAGGGGAUCUCAAAAGAUGUCAAUAUGAUUGCUGAUGUCACCAUUGGGUUUGUAAAGGAUGCUAAACAUCAUAUCGAUGUCCAAGGAUUUAAUGUCUAUCACAAGAACAGACUGAUUAAGCCCUUUUGGAGGCUUUGGAAUGCUGCAGGAAGUGCGGGUCGUGGAGUUAUAGGUGUAUUGGAAGCCAACUUUGUUGAACCAGCUCAUGAUAAGCAGGGAUUUGAGCGUACAACAGUUCUUUCAAGACUUGAGGCACGCCUUGUACAAAUGCAAAAGAACUAUUGGUCUUGUAAUUGCCAUAAAAUUGGCUACCACUCUAAUCGAAUGCAGACUAAUGGUUUUGAUAGAGAAAAGACUCCUGAUUCUACCAUGAAUACUCUUCCCAUGAAAAGGAAAAGUGAUAACAUAAGUGAUACAAGCCCGGCCUCAGUUUCAGAAAAGAUACAUUCCCACUCUAAUCAGAAAGGAACAGGUAAAGGAGCAAGUAAUUUGAAAUCAUCAGCCUUUCCUCCUACUGAGCAAAUCAGCGACAAUAGUGAUGAUAUCAUGUACACUCCCGUGCGUGAGAAGUACACUAGUGGCAAUAAUAAUAAGGCAAUCCCACCUGAGAGAACAUUUGGCAGUUUGAGUCCACCUGUGACUCGAAAAGAUUGUGCUUCAAGUGGAAGAAAUGUUCAAUUUACUCCAGUGAAUUUGCCUAAGAAAAGUUCUGUUGGUCGUAGGAGACAUUCUUCUUCAGAUUCAGAGUCAGAGUCCCUCAUUCUGGAGCAGUUGAGGAAAGAAAAUGCUGAAUUAAAAGACCAACUGGAUAGAAUCGAAGGAGAUGUUUUAGGUGAAGUACUGCAGGAUUUGCAGUAUGAAAGGGACAGGUGCACGUCUCUAGAGAGUCAGCUGGAAGCAUCGCAACAAAAAAUCGAUGAGUUGAAUAAGGAAAAAGAAAGCCUUAUCGAUUUCAUAUUGUCUCAGAUGAAAGGGAAAGAUGAGGAAGUUGCAGGAUGCAUCUAAUACUAUUCAGGAGUUGCUUGCAAGGUAAAGCUGCUGGAAAUGGUGAAGGCGUCUUUUAAUCGAAAAGUAGAACAUUGAGAACGUAGUGAUAGCCAUGUACAUACGACAUUGCUAACUUUUGGCUCAAGAUUCUGUUGGUUAUGGGUUACUGCACUGGGGAUUCCAAUCGUGGAAUUCAGUUUUGUUUAUGGAUGGCUUUCCAUUCCUAUGUGAAGACUAAUCUAAUCAUAGGGAGAUAGGAUCACUAGCUGUAUAGUUGGUAAUUAUGUCUUUAGGUUUUAGUACUUUUGACCAUUAUUUUCUCUGGAUAAAUGACUGUACAAAAUGAGGAGAGGGAGACCAGAGUGAAAUAUGAGGAGCUAGAAGUUCAUUUGUUUUAGCUGGCUGUUUUGCCAAUUAUUUUUUUAUAAAUGACCGUACAUACUAAAAUAAAAAUAAAAUUUAAUAUACUUCAAAUGAAAAAAUCAAUUUUCUCUUCUA
Molecule: messenger RNA, 2790 nt
Organism: Humulus lupulus (European hop)
Lineage: Eukaryota; Viridiplantae; Streptophyta; Magnoliopsida; Rosales; Cannabaceae
Product: protein MICRORCHIDIA 7-like
Exons: 20
Coding region: 40-2310 (756 amino acids)
Cellular component (GO): nucleus
Molecular function (GO): ATP hydrolysis activity
Source: RefSeq, a predicted model, not a curated record